Molecule: messenger RNA, 659 nt
Organism: Kockovaella imperatae
Lineage: Eukaryota; Fungi; Basidiomycota; Tremellomycetes; Tremellales; Cuniculitremaceae
Exons: 7
Coding region: 93-509 (138 amino acids)
Source: RefSeq, a predicted model, not a curated record
UGGCGUUUUGGUUCGAACCACCACUUGAGCAUCUUCUUUCCCAACCAGCCUUUUGAACAACCUUGCUACUGCCGACUGUUGAAUCUGAAGCCAUGUCCAUGUUCCGAAUAGCCUCCCGAAGACUCGCUUUGAGCGCUUCGUUUCCCAAGAGACAAUUCGCUUCGAGCAGUUUUGUAGCUGCCAGUCGUCAUGGCAAUGACCCGGAAGUUCUCGGGCGAGAGAAGGCUAGAAAUCUGAAGGGGACUCAAGACAGUUCUACCCCUUUCAAAGAGGGUGCACCAGGAUGGAACGAGCAUCUAGCUUCGGACUCCGAGGCCGCAGUCAAGGCUGAUCACCAUACCAAGCAUGAGAAGCCAACGAAGGAGUUACAAGAUGCCACGGUUGCGCAGACUCAUGCGCACCAUGAUAAGGGAGGACACAAGCAUGGAGUCGAGCACCACGAUGCAAAGCACCAAAAGGCUCAGACUGGCAGUGAAGAGGCCGUCAAGGCUGAUCGAGGUGACCACUGAUCUAUCCAGCAUCCCCUUGGUUGUCAAGGUCGACAGGCCAGAGACGGAGACCUCAGGAAGAUGAGCCGCAGCCCGAAUACAUACCGUGUACCAUGAAUCAGCAAUAACAGUAGCUUCUGAGAAUGCAAUGCAUCAUCGCUAGCUGAAGAU